UGGAGAGCAGCCACGUGCUGCUCAUCCGCCGCCUGCAGACCACCGGCUCAGAGGUGGCGCUUUGGGUCGUUUGUUCGCGCGAUCUUCUGGAUGCAACGAUUUGAUCUGCAGGAAGUAGUACAAUGAAGCAUAACAACUUCAUAAAAUGUUGAUACCACUACAAUCACACUCGGCGCACUUCUACAUUUCUUCGCCCUCCUUGGUUUCACAAUACUGCUAGCUUAUUUCUGGCUCUGCGCGCCGGUCUUCUUUUUCCAGACAAGAUGGCCGCGCGGCCGCCAAACAUCACCAGGCGGCCCGCGAUGUGGUGCGUUCUUGCCGUUAUCGGACUUUCAUCCAGCUAUUUGACCUCGGCCUUGCAACUGAAGGACGCGACGUUUUCCGCAUCUACGACGAACAGCAGGAACCUGCAUCGCAACAAAUCUGUUUCAGCCGCCUCCUCAAAAACUGCUGACACCCUCCUCCACGGCCCCUCCUCUUCUCCCAUGAUCGCGAUUGGGACUUUGAAAUCCAUGCUGGAACAGAUGCUCAUGAAGUACAAAACCAACAAACUGGAGCACGAAUCGGAGAAGAAGCUCCAGAAGCGGCAGAUCGAGCUGAAAAUCAAGUUGAAGGACCAGGAAGGGUUGGAGCAGGCGCGGAUUUUAUCAAAUGCAAAAAUGUCUGGGUCUCGAAGAAUGCAAGUUUGUGUUUGUCAUGCUUGUCUGACAUGAGUCUUGAAUCUGUGAUGCAUGAGCAGGAGAAGGGCCUCCUGCUUGUCAUGCAAAAACGCAGUUUGCCAUGCGAAAACCGAAACACACAGCAGCGCAAAAACUUGUCAUGCUGGGCUGCGUAUUGCAGUGCGCCCACAAUUCGUAGAUUUGCAUCACAAGUUUCCAGACCCAGACAUAUUUGCAAUGCAUAGAUUUUCCAGAAGAACGAAAACCGGAGUUUUGAGAAGGAACAGUACAGCAUUGUCGGGACUUGCGCCAUAUCCUGUGCAAAUAAAGUAUCCAUCGUACUCGUCGUACCAAUUGCAAUUAUGCAUGACAAAUUCCCCUGGCAAGGUAAAACAGCAAUACAAAUUUUAUUUCUCAUGCUGCGAAAAUUUGUAAUGCAAUACAAUUUAUGCUAGUACGAUACUUUUGCAUUUCAUACGCCACCCUGUUUCAAGCGAUCGAGCAGCUGGAGCCGGGGUUUGUGGAAAAUGAAGAAAAUGGAGAUUUGGUGGGAGAUUUUAAAGUGAUGAAAACCGAUUACCCCGUAGCGGCGGUGGGAAGCGGGAUUGCGUUGAGUCAGGUGCUGUUGGAGGAGGCGGUGAAGAGGGGGAAGGAGUUGCUGUUGGAGGUGUAGUGGUGGUGGUGUGGUUAGAGGAGUGUAUGUGGGUGCUGAGAUAAUGACAGAUGAGGACGCAACUAAGCUGGAUGAAUAAGUAGUGCAGAAAAAAAAUUGUUGGUCAUUUACUGUUUGCUCGUCGACCCAAUAAGUAGAGCAUAGUUGUCUCGAUUUUGGUGCACAAGCACAGUGACAGUCGUGCUUACAUUUUUUUCCUGACAUUUUGUCGCAGCAGUUGCAAUAUUUUGAUGAGUGCAUCAUGGCCCAUGAAGGCACGAAGAGC
Molecule: messenger RNA, 1597 nt
Organism: Amoebophrya sp. A120
Lineage: Eukaryota; Dinophyceae; Syndiniales; Amoebophryaceae
Source: the annotation of a GenBank genome assembly